GCGCGGCCCGGCUAGGGCACCUGGGAGGGAAGGCGAGGGGCGAGCACUCGCCUAAGAUGGUGCUUGCUACGCUCUAAGUGGAAUGCGUGGCAGGCGGACGCGUACUUGUGUCUCCUCGCCGCCUCUGUUGUGGUUUUUGCCGCGGGUAGGGGCCGUGGAGCAAUAGUGAGGGGGAAGCCCAGGCUUGCAUGCCUCGGCGCCGGCCGGUUGCUGGUGGUACUGCGGGUGCGGAGUGGUACUUCUCAAGUAGAGCCCGCUGCUGCCGUCCCUUCAGCAGGAGGAGGCUGAGGCUGCUGUGGGCGGGGGUCGCUCGGUUCUUCCCUGCUCGGCUAUGUCUGACAAUCAGAGUUGGAAUUCCUCUGGCUCCGAAGACGACCCCGAGACAGAGCUCGGGCUGCCUGUUGAGCUCUGUGGGGUACUCAGCAAGUGGACCAAUUACAUUCAUGGGUGGCAAGAUCGAUGGGUAGUUCUGAAAAGCAACACACUUAGUUAUUACAAGUCUGAAGGUGAAACGGAGUAUGGCUGUAGAGGCUCUAUCUGUCUGAGCAAGGCUGUGAUUACACCUCAUGACUUUGAUGAAUGCAGGUUUGAUAUCAGUGUAAACGACAGUGUUUGGUACCUCCGAGCUCAGGACCCAGACCACAGACAACAGUGGGUACAUGCAAUAGAACAACACAAGACUGAAUCUGGCUGUGCAUCAGAGUCAAGUUUAAGACGCCAUGGCUCCAUGGUGUCUCUUGUUUCUGGAGCAAGUGGAUACUCUGCAACAUCUACCUCUUCAUUCAAGAAGGGCCAUAGCUUACGUGAGAAGCUUGCAGAAAUGGAAACCUUUAGAGACAUCUUGUGUAGACAAGUUGAUACUUUACAGAAAUACUUUGAUGCCUGUGCAGAUGCAGUUUCCAAAGAUGAACUCCAGAGGGAUAAAGUGGUAGAAGAUGAUGAAGAUGAUUUCCCUGCGAUGCGUUCUGAUGGGGAAUUUUUACAUAACAGUAACAGCAGUAAGGAAAAAUUGUUUCCAUAUGUGACACCCAAAGGAAUUAAUGGCAUAGACUUUAAAGGAGAAGCUAUAACUUUUAAGGCAACUACUGCUGGAAUCCUUGCUACACUCUCUCAUUGUAUUGAACUCAUGGUAAAACGUGAAGAAAGCUGGCAAAAAAGACUAGAUAAGGAAAUAGAGAAAAGGAGAAGAACUGAAGAAGCAUACAAAAAUGCUGUGACAGAACUGAAGAAAAAGUCCCACUUCGGAGGGCCAGACUACGAGGAGGGUCCUAAUAGUUUGAUUAAUGAAGAAGAAUUCUUUGAUGCUGUUGAAGCUGCUCUUGAUAGACAGGAUAAAAUGGAAGAACAGUCCCAAAGUGAAAAGGUCAGAUUAUACUGGCCAAUAUCCUUACCUACUGGAGAUGCAUAUUCUGCUGUGGGGACUCAUAGAUUUGUCCAAAAGCCCUGUAGUCGCUCUUCCUCCAUGUCUUCCAUUGAUCUAGUCAGUGCCUUUGAUGUUCACAGAUUCAGCACCCAGGUGGAAGAGAUGGUACAAAACCAUAUGACAUAUUCCUUGCAAGAAGUAGGAGGAGAUGCUAAUUGGCAGCUAGUGGUAGAAGAAGGAGAAAUGAAGGUAUACAGAAGAGAGGUGGAAGAGAAUGGAAUCGUAUUAGAUCCUUUGAAAGCAACACAUGCUGUUAAAGGGGUAACAGGGCAUGAAGUUUGCCACUACUUUUGGAAUGUUGAUGUUCGUAAUGACUGGGAAACAACAAUUGAAAAUUUCCAUGUUGUGGAAAAUUUAGCUGAUAAUGCCAUCAUCAUUUACCAGAUGCAUAAGAGAGUGUGGCCGGCUUCUCAAAGGGAUGUGCUGUAUUUGUCUGCCAUCAGAAAAAUACCAGCAUUCAGUGAAAAUGAUCCUGAAACCUGGAUCGUUUGCAAUUUCUCGGUGGAACAUGACAGUGCUCCUAUGAACAAUCGUUGUGUUCGUGCCAAAAUAAAUAUUGCUAUGAUUUGUCAGACUUUAGUAAGCCCGCCAGAAGGGAACAAGGAAAUAAGCAGGGACAAUAUCCUAUGCAAGAUUACAUAUGUAGCUAAUGCUUUCAGCAGAUUUGUUAUAUUUCAAUGUCUGGCUUACUGUCUACUUCUAGUGAACCCAGGAGGAUGGGCACCAGCAUCAGUGUUGCGGGCAGUGGCAAAACGAGAAUAUCCAAAAUUCUUAAAGCGUUUCACAUCAUAUGUGCAAGACAAAACAGCAGGAAAGCCUAUUUUAUUCUAGUAUUAGCAGUGAUCAGAACAAGACUGGGUGAGCAUUCCACCUUGAAGUGACCGAUAAGUGCACCAAACAGUCCAUGUUGGAACAAAGGAUCUAUAGUCUUUUUAUGGUUUCUAGGGUUUGUAUACUGAAGUAAAAAGUGCUGCAUUACCAUGAGGCCGAAUAUUUAACACUAGCUCUCUCCUAAAUUUUUUUGCAGUCAGUGUGUAAUUAUCAAUAGAUGUUUUGAUAACAUGCAUAUGGCUAUUUUGAUUGCUUUAAAAGAGGAAGAAUGUGUAUAGCUUUGAAUCACCAACAGGGGUUCCUGCUUUUAUUUUAAACAACUUGCAGAAUCUCGCUGUCAACAUUCCUAAGAUACUAGUGCAGUUUUUGUGCAUGUCUAAAAAGCACAAAAGACAAAUGCACAUAUAGCAUACUCUAUAUGCUUUAUGUGCACAAAAAUCUCGUAUUUUGGUGGGGAGGGAGUUCAGUAAAGCCUAAGUGACUUAUUUUGUUUUGUUUUUUUGGUUUUGUUUUGCUUUGUAUAAUCAUAGUUCAUUGCCAUUUGUUUCUAUAAUGAAUCAUCUUGUUACAUAAAAUGUCAGGUAAUAAUUGAGGGUUGCCAAUAUCCUUAUGACUUUGCCUUUUCUGUUGUCUUACUCUUAUGAACAUCUUUGGCUCUGAAGGAGUAAGAGUGUGAAAAGCUUUAUUUUUUUUCCAGGUAUAUUUCUAUUGGAUUUUUUAGUUGUGCUAUAGAAAUUUUGCUAUUAAACAUGAUCCAGAAAUUUCUAGGAAGAUUCUGUAUGAGAGGGCAAGACAGUGCCUGAAAGCUAGAAGUCAUCUGUUAGUUAUAAAUGUGAACUGCUUUCUUUCAUGAUAUCUGGGGCUUUCCCAAAGCUGUGAGAAGGUGCACUAUAAUAUUUGCUGAAGUAAUUUGGACUACAUAAGACAACAUUCCCAGCCCAGAAUGAAGAUGAGUACAUUAUUUUCAGAUCCUGCAUGUGUUUUUCUCAUCUUGAUAAAGCCAUGCUGUGAGGUUCAUGUAGAAAAUAAGUUGCACUGAUACUUGCGUUAAUCAAAAUGUCAUCAGUUAUAAGGAUGUAUAGUUCAUAUUGGAAAGUUCUGUCUAUUUGCUAUGAGAAUUCAAAUGUCAGAUAUUUGCCUGCCUCUGGUUCUGGAUAUGCUCAUUAAGUCUCUGGCAGACUAGUACUGACUUUGAGGUCUUUUAUCCAUGUCCUGUAGCUGGAAACUCUUCAGAGACUGCAGAGUGUUUCACUGACCUGUGUAUCUCAAGAAAAAAGUUCCAGAUUUAUUUUUUUUUUCUCAAAAGCAAACUCAAAAUCUUGUUUGAUAUAGUAGGGUAGGUAACUGAAAAUAAAUAAAAAAUAGUAAUUUAAUAAA
Messenger RNA from Prinia subflava (tawny-flanked prinia), 3631 nucleotides. RefSeq names its product ceramide transfer protein-like. The record is from RefSeq and is a predicted model, not a curated record. Gene Ontology annotation, molecular function: lipid binding. Lineage: Eukaryota; Metazoa; Chordata; Aves; Passeriformes; Cisticolidae. The transcript is spliced from 18 exons. The coding region runs from base 332 to 2254 and encodes 640 amino acids. Gene Ontology annotation, biological process: ER to Golgi ceramide transport.